UUUAUAAGUUGGUAAAAAUUUGUGCCCAAUCCAAUUUUGUCUUAACAAUUAAAUACCUUCAAAUAAAUCCUAUACUGAAUAAAUAAGUCCCCUUGACUUGACAAAAUAGAACCGACGCCUAAACAGAAAUGUAUUACAGUUGUUCAUUCAAUCCAACAUUAUCGUAAGAAAUGUAUCCCUUCUUGUGGAGAUGAUACUGACACCAGUCAGAUCAGCCUGUUCUAGAUGUUAUUGGUUAACGUUCUGGUCGUUUGUAAUGUAAAUUCAUAUUUCUGUGUACAACACAUUAAGAUGUUGACGGUAAGCUUUGAUACGGGCCAGUGACUAAGAGAUGUUCAGAAUCUCCGCCUCGCACACACGUGACAACAUUUUAAAGUCCGUUAUUAACAUAUUGCAAUCUUUUGAUCAGACACGUGUAUGGCCAAUUAGUUCAUUAUGUAUAUAAAGUAUAGCAUCAAAAAUAUCUAACAUACAUGAAACAGUUUUGAAACAGGACGGCGAUCAAGGAAGUAGACAAAAUGACAUACUUAGACAUCUCUGUUAUGAUUUUUAUUUUAUCAGCUUCUGCAAAUACAGUGACAUCACAGUUCCUAAAUUUACCUAACUCGAUCUCGGUACCAGAGAACACAACAGGAGACACUUACCUGUUUACAAUUAUCAUCGGUGAACGCAACUUCUUCCCUCUCAAUUAUCUUAUACAGUACGAACCAUCCACUGGAAGUGAUAUUUUCCUCAUAACCAACGCCCUCAACGGUUUUGAUGUGACUCUCAGACCAGGCACUAUGUUGGAUUUUGAAACUCUUCCAAACCAGUACCGGAUUGUUGUGAUAGACCUUACUGCAGCAGAAGGUUCUGGGGAAGGUGAGAGACAGCCGCCAAUAGACCCAAAUAACCUAGAUAGUGUUGUACUCGAAAUUAAUAUCACCGAUGUUAACGAACCUCCGAGAUUUGGUGACGCCAAGUAUUAUAGGUACAGCACCAGAAAGUAAGAUCCCUAUGGAUCCGUUUAUACUCCUUCCUUCACCUGCAAUCGAUGAAGAUGUGAACGAUACACUUUCUUACGAAAUCAAUAACAUAUUUCCCUCCGCCGUAGGUAAACUUUUCGAUAUAAAUAGAACAACAGGAAACAUUGUUCUUCUGGAAGAGUAUGACGUGGACAAAAAUGUUAACCCGGAUGUAAUUAUCAUCACCAUAGAGGCAGUCGAUCAGUUGGGCUUGUCAGACACUACAAUGCUUUUUGUUUAUAUACAUGACUUAAAUGACAAUGUUCCAGUAUUCACCGGCAAUGGAAGUUACGUUAUACUUCUUCCUGAUGAUUACACAAAGAUAACUGGAGUUGAUAUUGGGUACGUCCAUGCCGAUGAUGCUGAUGGCUCUGAUACUAUAACAUACAGCAUAGUCCCACCGAAUAUGUAUUUCAGUGUGGACAGUUCAACUGGAUUUAUACAACUCAUAUCGUCACUUCCGCUCGAUACGGAAAAUGCUGGUGUAUUCCAGUUAUCAAUUGUCGCUUCAACGGCCGUGCGUGGGAAUUAUGUCACCGCCACUGUCACAGUAUUUAUCGUACCUUUCUGUACUGCUGAUGCUGAGAUGACCUGCGAUCUCUGUAACGAGUCUUCCUCAAAUACGUCAGUGCCAUCUCAGAGUACGACGACUGUUCCUACAACGGACCCACAAAAUGGUCCAGUUAAUACCUGUCCUGAGACAAUGUGUUCAAAGUGUGGCGCUUACAUCACCAAUACGUGUUCGUCGGGAGCUGUUCCCCCGGCAUCACAGCCCGUCUGCUCAACACAGAGUGACUUGACCUUUGCAAACCUACCAUUUUGCUGGAUUGUACCUUUGACAGUUGCGGUGGGCGUGGCGGCCGUCAUCAUCGGUUUGUCCUUGUAUAAGCGACAACAGAAAAGGAAGACUGCUAACACGAUAAAACCAGAUGUCACGACCGUGGAAUCGAUCAACUAGGCCUGCCGAAGACCACGGUUACAUCGGUAAACCAAACAUUUUACCAUAAAAACAUAGACAUACCGAAGACCUACCUUAAGUAACCUUACAUUGUCACCAUGGAAACGGCAACAUAGGCCUGCCGAAGACCUAACUUGGGUAACCAUACAUUAUCACUAUGAAAUCGACAACAUCAGCUUGCCGAAGACCUACCUUGGGUAACCUUACAUUGUCCCCAUGGAAACGACAAUAUAGGCUACCUUGGGUAACCAUACAUUAUCCCCAUGGAAACGACAACAUAUAGGCUACCUUGGGUAACCAUACAUUAUCACCAUUGAAACGACAAUAUGCUUGCCGAAGACCUACCUUGGGUAACCAUACAUUAUCACCAUACAUACAUUAUAUGAAUGACAUCUUAAAUAUGCAAGUAUUGUCCACUAUUAACUACGAUUUUGAAGCAUUAGCUGUUUCGUGCCUUUUAGGCCCGUCAGCAUUGGUUGCGACAAAAAGUGUUGUAAUCCAGACGGGAUGAUAUUAGGAAAAUUUUGGUUAAUUGAGAACCAUGCAAAAGACAUAAUAUAUCUAGAGUUGGAAUACUUGACUACCUUUUUAUAUCAAAUAAGAUGAAAUUCUGUACUACGAAACCAUCUAAACAACUAAGAAUAUCAUUAUAUUAUGGUGGCUGAUCAGGGCCAUUGUUUUCUUUUACGCUUUUCGGGUCGAAAAAGCGCUGUAUGUUCUACUUUCAUCUACUCGCUAAUUAGAGAUAAAGAAUGUUUUUCUACCAUUUUAUUUUCAUAAAAGUUCAGGUUUUUAACCCGAAAAAGAUAAAAGCAAAGAUGACCCAUAUCGGUCACUAAUAGCAUAUAGACUGUGCAGAAUAUACACAUUACCUCUGUAUUACCUCAUAUUUUUACUGAAAUAUCUUAUUUCAUUUUAUCAUUGCAUGUAUAACACGUCAUAUUUCUGUUUUUUGAUUAUCUUUACCAUGCUAUAUCGUUACUUGUAUAAUACUUAAUACUUUUUUACUGGUGUAUUACGUACUUACGUAUUGUAUUUACAGACAUAUCUAUAUCGCGGUACCGUUAUAUGUGUAGUACGUCAUAUUGUAUUUACAAACAUAUCCAUAUCGCGGUACCGUUAUAUGUGUAAUACGUCAUAUUGUAUUUACAAACAUUUCUAUAUCGCGGUACCGUUAUAUGUGUAGUACGUCAUAUUGUAUUUACAAACAUAUCCAUAUCGCGGUACCGUUAUAUGUGUAAUACGUCAUAUUGUAUUUACAAACAUUUCUAUAUCGCGGUACCGAUAUGUGUGUAAUACGUCAUAUUGUAUUUACAGACAUAUCUAUAUCGCGGUACCGUUAUAUGUGUAAUACAUCGUUGUGUGAUUAUUAACAUAUACAUAUGUAUUUAUAUCACGGUACCGUUAAAGGUCGAACACUGCGACUCUACAUUAUCAAAUUUCACUGAAGAUCUAUUUUUUUUUAAAAAUAUUUAUAUAUAUUACAAACGAAUUUAAGGAAACUUUAAUCAGUACAAACUAAAAUUUAGCUGAAUCAUUUUAGCGCGAACACCUCCAAGAUACGUUUACCUUUAAAAUAUGUGCGGUACAUUUACGAUGAUUGGUUUCAAUGGCUCUUGAAAUGUAUCCGCAUGUUCACAAAACUUGAGCAAAAUUAGACUGAACAUUAUUGUGGGGAGAUAACUCCCAACAUAUUUUCAUUUUUAAGAUCUGGGAUAUUUUAAUACUCUACAAGGUAGGCAACUCUUGUAUCUUUAAACUAUAGUGUCUUUCGUCAUCCUCGAUACUCCAGGGGUUGUCCUGUGCUUAUAGGAUUUGUCAUGACAAACUCGAUGACACACAACUAGCUAAGCUAGUACAUUUCUUUUCAAGUUUGGAAAGGAGCGACAAUCAAAGUCAAAGCCAGUCAUUUCAAUAGUAUGUAGACUUCGAAUUUCGUUCUUUGUACAUCUGAUCCAGAAGAUGUCAGUGUCUAAAGCCUUCGAUUUCGCUAUGACAUAUUCAAGAGGUGCAGAUAGCGAAAAUGAACUUUACAACUGGAGUAUCGAGGCUAUUUCAUAUAAAAAUGUACGUAUAUAUGUUUUAAGUAAAAAACAUUGUUAGAAAUAUUCACGAUGAAUUCGAAGAAUUAUGUCAAUGGGUUGCUCUUUGAACUGUAAUAUAAAUCAAUCUAGAAAGUUAAUCUGAAAAACAAACUUGGUUUGUUUACAUUAGGUGAACAUUGUAAAUAUUUUUGUCAUUUGGUGUGCAGUGAUUCAGACUGUAUAUGUAUAUAUUUAUAUAAAUUAAUUGUAUGUAUUGUAAUAUGAUGACACAUCCUAUAAUGCACCAUACUAUAUAUCUUGUUUACAUAACAAUGGUUGCAUUUUCCUGAACGAUAUUUUAAUUUUCAUUUGUUUUGAUUUCAACAUCUGUGAGGUAGUAAACUAUUUCAUCUUAGGUUGAGCACGAUAUGGUUUUUUCGGUAUGUAGUUAUAGAGGUUACACAACGAGUGGUUGUUGGAUAUGGAAUUUAUUUCACACGAGUAAGUUAUUUUUUAAAAGUUACAAAAGACACGAUCUUUCGCGAGUGUCUUUUGUAUCUUAAAACAAAUAACUUAAGAGUGUGAAAUAAAUUCCAUAUCCAAAACUCACGAGUAGUGUGAUCUGUUUCUACCACAUUAAUAUCUGCUUGAGUCAAAGGGAAGUGUGGCCAAGUCUUAUUUCGCGUAUACAAAGGUGUACCGGUGACGGCCUGGACCCGGAGAUGUAGCGUCAUUCAAUUAUUGAUGACGUCAAUAACAAUUGCAGCUCGGGUCUAAGUUCGAAUUCAUGACCAAUCAGAAGACCUUUAGUGGAAUAUAACAUUUAUCCAACAGUCGGCGCAUCUAUACAAUAGCUUGAGAGUGGAAAAGCACAGCGUAUUUGGUAGAAAUUCAUUUAUUGAAAUUAAUUAAAUUCAUUAAUACAUUCAUAAGAAUUAGCAGUUGUUGGUUUUGUUGUAAACCCUGGCUCAGUAAGGAAAUGAUAUGUUAAAUAUUUAUCAUAAGAUGACUUGUAACAUUGCUUCAUGGGUUUUCACAAGUACAUCAGAUCUGGAAAAGUGGACUACAUAUUGAGAGUGUUGGUGUUUCCUGAUAUGUGCUUCAAUUUUUGGUUUGUUUUUGUUUAACGUCCUAUUAACAGCCAGGGUCAUUUAAGAACGUGCCAGGUUUUGGAGGUGGAGGAAAGCCGGAGUACCCUGAGAAAAACCACCGGCCUACGGUCAGUACCUGGCAACUGUCCCACGUAGGUUUCGAACUCGCAACCAAGAGGUGGAGGGCUAGUGAUAAAGUUUCGGGACACCUUAACCACUCGGCCACCGCGGCCCCUACUUCAAUUAUAUUGCUGUGAUAAAUGUUUGUUUAUAUUGUAUAUAUGUAAAAUAUGUUUUUCUUUUACAUAUUUGUAUACAUACUGAAUUGAUGACUUACAGACAACCUCGAUAUGUAGCAAUGUUUUUGUUAUUUUGUACUUAUUUUUCCGUCCAAAUAUUAAUUAAAGAUACCAGAUUGAA
Molecule: messenger RNA, 5497 nt
Organism: Pecten maximus
Lineage: Eukaryota; Metazoa; Mollusca; Bivalvia; Pectinida; Pectinidae
Product: cadherin-5-like
Exons: 5
Coding region: 928-1962 (344 amino acids)
Biological process (GO): homophilic cell-cell adhesion
Cellular component (GO): plasma membrane
Molecular function (GO): calcium ion binding
Source: RefSeq, a predicted model, not a curated record